Messenger RNA from Gadus chalcogrammus (walleye pollock), 1013 nucleotides. RefSeq lists its product as uncharacterized. Gene Ontology annotation, cellular component: membrane raft; external side of plasma membrane. NCBI's taxonomy places the organism in Eukaryota, Metazoa, Chordata, Actinopteri, Gadiformes, Gadidae. Gene Ontology annotation, molecular function: protein tyrosine kinase binding; MHC class II protein binding. Bases 22 to 921 code for a protein of 299 amino acids. The record is from RefSeq and is a predicted model, not a curated record. Gene Ontology annotation, biological process: positive regulation of ERK1 and ERK2 cascade; interleukin-15-mediated signaling pathway; T cell activation. The transcript is spliced from 3 exons.
AGACAGAAGAGAGAACAAAGGAUGCAUGCAUAUCUCUUAGCAAUACUCCUGCUUCAUCACAUUCUUACAGGUGUGAUGGGCGUGAGCCAGACCCGAGUGUACGGCAACGUCGAUGGCAACGUCACCCUACCCUGCGGCCACAGCAACACUCUCCCACAAUGCUCCUGGACGUUCUGUGAGAGCAACUGCCAGCAGCAUCAUCUGCAGGUGAAAGACGGGGAGGUCCAGCAGGACACGCAGCGGUCCAAUCGCACCUCGGUCGGCUCCAACUGCUCGCUCCGCCUCAGCCGCCUUCAGCCCGGAGACGCGGGGAUGUACUUUUGCUAUCCUAACGGCCGUGAACCCAAGGCUGUUGUGAACGUAUACCUCUCCCUGCUCACCGUGUCCACCACCAGCCCACUGAGCCAGCUGAAGCCUGGCGGGAGGCUGGCCCUGAACUGCUUGCUUCACACCUACCACGACCCCUGGAACUGUCUCUCUCACAACAAAAACCGCUCCUUCCUCUUGAGCUGGGGGCUGGGCCACCAUGGCUCCACCCAGCCAGACCACCCCAGGUUUGAGGCCGCCCGCUGUAACGUCACCCUGUUUGUGACCCUGCCCGAGGAGGAUGAGGGGGCGGGGCUUAACAUGAGCUGGCGCUGUCAGGUGACCAGCCUUACAGAAAGCGAAGUGGUAGAGAGCUUCCUGGACGUGAAGGCCAUCUUCUUCCUUCACAACCCCGCGCCGGACAGCACCAGGAUGGAGGUGGGCGUUGGGCUGCAGGGAGCGGGGCACUGCGUGUGGGCGUGGGACCACCUGGUCCCUGCAGGCCGCAUGGUGCUGUUCUGCAUGGCUCAGCUAGCCGUGGUGGGCGCCGCGGUUCACCUCGGUUGUCGGCGGUACCGCGGGCGGUGCUCACCGCGGGUCCGCGCUGGCGUGUAGGUUUCUCUCUUUCUACGUGUCCUCUCUGAGAAGAACCUUCUGACACCAUCAGGAUUUACCGUGAGCUUUAUUCAUCCAUCUAAUGUAGGCUG